Messenger RNA from Staurois parvus, 1818 nucleotides. NCBI's taxonomy places the organism in Eukaryota, Metazoa, Chordata, Amphibia, Anura, Ranidae. The record is from the annotation of a GenBank genome assembly.
AUGUUAUCAAAGCUAGACGACUGCAUAUCUUAUAUUUCUGCUCACCCUAAUUUUAAAGAUUAUCCAGUUUAUUUAGCAAAGUUUAAGCAAUGUCUCUCUAAAGCUAUGCAUCUUAUGAAGACCUACACUGUGAAUACACUACAGAACCUCACAAAUCUGUUGAUUAAACGGGAUUUAUCAAAUACUCCAAAUUCUGACAAUGCUUUCACUUUAUUUUAUGUGAAAUUUAGAGCUGCAGCUCCAAAGGUCAGGACGCUGAUUGAACAGAUGGAGCAGCGAUCUGAGACUAUACCAGAAUACCAGAUGCUUCUUGCUGAAAUACAUCAGUGCUACCUAGAUCAGCGAGAGAAUCUGCUUAGUCCAAGUAUCACCAGAACAAUCACAGAUCUCACCAGCCAGAACAACAGGGAUCACUGUGCAUUGGUGCGGAGUGGCUGUGCAUUCAUGGUCCAUGUGUGUCAGGAUGAACACCAACUUUUUAAUGAGUUUUUCACCAAACCAACACCAAAAUUGGAUGAACUUUUGGAGAAACUGUGCCUGUCUCUAUAUGAUGUUUUGCGACCGUUGAUCAUUCACAUAGUUCAUUUAGAAACAUUGUCAGAACUUUGUGGCAUACUGAAGAUUGAAAUGCUUGAAGAUCAUGUUCAAAACAAUGUUUAUCAACUAGGUGCCUUUGCGGCUGUGGUGAAGCAGAUGUUGGAGGAUGUACAGGAAAGACUUGUUUAUAGAACACACAUAUACAUCCAGACAGAUAUCUUGGGUUAUAAGCCAGCUCCAGGAGACCUUGCCUAUCCUGACAAGCUGGAGAUGAUGGAGCAAAUUGCACAAAGUCUCAAAGAGGAACAAAAAAGGCUGCAGUCCAUGGAGGCCUCCUUUUCUGAUGUUCAUCUAGAAGAUCCAGAUGCCAACAACCUCAUUAAAAGUGGUACUUCAGAAUCGUUGGGCUCACGAACACAGAGUACAAUUUCACCUGCUGACCUGCAUGGCAUGUGGUAUCCUACCGUAAGGAGGACGCUGGUGUGUCUGUCCAAGUUGUAUCGAUGUAUUGAUAGAGCAGUCUUCCAAGGUCUGUCUCAGGAGGCUCUGUCAGCGUGCAUUCAGUCUCUGUUGGGUGCUUCCGAUGCCAUUACAAAAAACAAGACACAGGUCGAUGGGCAGCUGUUCCUGAUAAAACAUCUCCUCAUUCUGCGUGAGCAGAUUGCACCUUUUCACACUGAAUUCACCAUAAAGGAAAUUUCCCUGGACCUCAAGAAAACAAGAGAUGCCGCCUUUAAAAUUCUACACCCAAAGACAGUUCCACGAUUCUUCAGGCUCAACAGCAACAAUGCCAUCCUUGAGUUCCUCCUCCAGGGAACACCAGAAAUAAAGGAACAUUACAUUGACUCAAAGAAAGAUGUUGACAGACACCUCAAGGCAGCUUGUGAGCAGUUUAUUCAGCAGCAGAGUAAGAUCUUUGUUGAACCAUUAGAAGAUUUUAUGGCAAAGGUAACUGCAUUGAAAACAAUGGUUAACCAGGGUGGUCCAAAGUAUAGUCUUUCACAUCAACCGUGGGCUCAACCAGUAAAGAUAAAUGACUUGGUGUCUUCUACCUACAAAACCAUAAAAACUAAACUGCCGGGGACUCUGAGGAGCAUGUCAUUGUAUUUAGCAAACAAAGACACAGAAUUCAUUCUUUUCAAGCCUGUUCGGAGUAACAUUCAGCAAGUCUUCCAGAAGAUCCACAUGUUAUUAAAAGAAGAAUUCAGUAGUGAGGAUUUACAGAUCAUUGCUUGUCCUUCAAUGGAGCAGGUAAAUCUGUUGCUGUCAAUGUCAAAAUAG